UGGAGUGACAGUACACGCUCUGUGCUCCCGUCUCAUUCGAAACCUCGUCCCCUUCGCUGUGUUUCUGGAAUAUAUCCUCCUCUGACACUGAAGCUUCUGAACAGGAAAGUGACGUUCUCAAAGUGCUAACUGAGCCGGCCAUGGAAUAUGCGGACUCGGUUAAAGCUGCCUUGGGAAAUACUCGUAAAUGAAUUCGGUUUGUUCUGUGAUGACCAAGUGUGGCUGAGCUACACGUUCUUGUAAUUCGAUGAUUUUAGGAUUUUGGCUACAAGAGGAGAACACUUUGGCAAAAAAGAAAAAAAAAAGUAGCGUAGAAAAAAUAACUCUUCAAAGUGAGUGAGGUUGGUAUAACUAAUUGUGGGUAUGACAUAAGAAGAGAAGAGAAAAUACAACUGACAUUAACCACAGUUUCUCUAGAUCCCUCCAACACAUAGUGAGAAAAGAAAAGAGAGAGAAAAAAACAACAACUGAAUAACCAAAAGAGAGAGGGAAUUUAAGAGAACGAGAGAGGAAAACCUGCCGUGUACUGAAGAUAGUGAUAUUGUGUCGAGAGUCGUGAUGGUGAGAAAAGCACAGGCGAGGCUCUCCUUUGCUCUCUCGCCCUAGUUCCAGCUCUCUAGCACUCUUUGCUACCUUUAAAGUGCUAGGUGUCUCAAGUCACCCUGGAUAUAAAGCAAGAAAUUACAGUUUGGGGGAAUUUAUAUCUGGACCCAACUAUCCCGGAACGAAACUCUAAGCCCACCACGAACAUGGAAGCCUCCCUAUUAACGGAUAUUUAACCGAGAGAGAGACCUUUUGACGUCCUCUCCGUGUCCAAGAGGAAGAACAGUAAUUCGAGCCACCGAGAAACAUUGCGAGACUUCUUGGAGACUUUGGAGAAGCUCGACCAAGUUGCGCUCAUUUUGCCCUUUACGAUGACUCGGUCGACCAUGGCGGCAUGUGGACGAAGAGGAGCAGAAAUAUCCGUCUGCUUACUGCUUCUGCUUGUGCCGCUUCAGUCUCCGCUCGCUCAGGCGCAGUAUACCGAUUCCCCUCUCUCCACAGAAUCGGGAGCCUGGGUCGGCGUCGAGAACAAUACAGUCGUGAACGUGAAGGCACAGCUCGGUUUCACGGCGUUCCUGCCCUGCUCCGUCCGCAUGAUUGGAGACAAGCAGAUAUCAUGGAUCCGGCGCCGUGACUGGCAUGUCCUUACCUCGGGCGUUUUCACGUACACGAACGACGAACGGUUCUCCAUCACGCACCGAGAUGGCGCUGACGACUGGACGCUCUCCAUCAGGUACCUUCAGGCCAGAGACAACGGUACUUACGAAUGCCAGAUUUCGACCGGAACGGGAAUCGUCAGCCAGUUUGUGAACCUGAAUGUGAUCGUCCCAGAGGCAUUCAUCCUUGGCAACAGUGAAUACCACGUGGAAACUGGAUCCCCCAUCAACUUAUACUGUAUCAUUGAACAGACGCCAAUUCCGCCCCACGUCGUGUACUGGAAACACAACGACCGACUCCUCAACUACGACACGGAGCGCGGGGGCGUGAGCGUGACCAUCGAACACGGCGCCAAGACAUCGUCCCGACUUGUCAUCUCCGGCGCCACUACCAAGGACGAGGGGAACUACACGUGCGAGGCCCCGAAGACGCUGCCCGCCUACGUCUACGUCUUCGUCAGGAAAGGAGACUUGACAGCUGCAAUUCUCCGAAGAACCUCUGGAUCUGCCGGGAUCGCGGAUCUGCAUGGAUGGUUGUGGAUUGGUGUCCCCGCUCUCACUUUACUGUGGAGGGAAAGUCUGCAUCUCUGCCAGCUGUUAUAGUUCGCUUCUGUUUGAUUUUUCUCUUUCUUCCUCAUCUACAUCAACUUCAUGGUGAUAAUUUUGUUUUUGUUUUUGUUUUCUAAUUCGUGAAAAAAGGUCAAGUCAUUAGCCGAGGUUUAUAAACGACUAAUUACAAGAUAAUUCUGUGAAGUAUGGACUGCCAAGACGUCCUUUCAAGUCAUUUCAAAAUAUGUCCUUAAUACAGUUCGCUGUGGUCCAGCUGUCCAGGAAAUGAACGGCACUUAUAAAAAACAAUAAGUCGGGCAUGUGCAAAGUAAUUUUGUUCUACGGGAGGGGAUAUGGAGAAAGAGUGCUAAUUGCGUUAUAAACAUGUUCCUAAGGAUAACAGAUUAACAAUAUAAUUAUAAAAAGAGAGAGAGUCGAUAGGUGGAUGAGCGAUUGAGUGAGAGAGAGAGAGAGAGAGAGAGAGAGAGAGAGAGAGAGAGAGAGAGAGAGAGAGAGAGAGAGAGA
This is a messenger RNA of Penaeus chinensis, 2273 nucleotides long. Its product is annotated as zwei Ig domain protein zig-8-like. Gene Ontology annotation, cellular component: neuron projection membrane. The transcript has 7 exons. The coding region runs from base 915 to 1802 and encodes 295 amino acids. Gene Ontology annotation, biological process: synapse organization. Lineage: Eukaryota; Metazoa; Arthropoda; Malacostraca; Decapoda; Penaeidae. The record is from RefSeq and is a predicted model, not a curated record.